Culicoides brevitarsis is the source of this 717-nucleotide messenger RNA. RefSeq lists its product as uncharacterized. The record is from RefSeq and is a predicted model, not a curated record. NCBI's taxonomy places the organism in Eukaryota, Metazoa, Arthropoda, Insecta, Diptera, Ceratopogonidae. The transcript is spliced from 3 exons. Bases 238 to 717 code for a protein of 159 amino acids.
UAAAGAUUUCUACCAUAUGUGAGUGGCGUUGUAAUGAUUUGCUCAAAUAUUAGUUGAAGUUUGGUCGGCACCCGAUAACUUUUCUUUUCGUUAUACCUUUAGAAAUAAUUUGUAAUUUUGUGUUUUAUUCAGUGAUUCAACAAUAACUUGCAUUCAAACGCAAUCAAUUUCGAAUUUAGUUCGGAAUUUGGUUACUUAGUGUUGCCUUCGUAGUAUUUAGUAUAACAAAUAGUCAUAAUGCCAAAAAGUCAAUUAUUUUGUUUGAUUGCAUCCGCAAUUGCCAUCGCCAUUGUAAUGCAAACCACAGAAGCUUUCUCAUUGAGCACGGCAAAAAGUGCAGAAAUCACUUCAGACACCGCAAUGGACAAAACAGAAUUAUUCCAAGGACGAACAUUUGGCCGAAUCAAACGCAUGUUACCAAUGCUCCUCAUACCAAUCGCUUACAAAAUGGGCGUUUUCUCCGUCGUAAUUGGCGUCAUUCUCGCCCUCGUGAUAAAAAGUGUGAUGAUCGGCAAGGCAAUUCUCUUCCUGAAUUUGGCUUUUGCGAUUUUCAAACUUGGUUCGUUGUUCAAAAAACCCCAUUCUUACGGCAGUGAAGGAUGGGAUCACAAGAAAAACAUUCACAUUCACUUGCAUGGCGCUCAAGCAGGUCAUCAAACUCCAUGGAGCAUGCCGCCCGAAUACCAUGCAACGUACUCGAAUAUAGCGACGACGUAG